Pogoniulus pusillus (Red-fronted tinkerbird) is the source of this 7996-nucleotide messenger RNA. RefSeq names its product solute carrier family 4 member 7 (gene SLC4A7). Gene Ontology annotation, molecular function: sodium:bicarbonate symporter activity; monoatomic anion transmembrane transporter activity; solute:inorganic anion antiporter activity. Gene Ontology annotation, cellular component: apical plasma membrane; plasma membrane; basolateral plasma membrane. NCBI's taxonomy places the organism in Eukaryota, Metazoa, Chordata, Aves, Piciformes, Lybiidae. The transcript is spliced from 26 exons. The coding region runs from base 144 to 3899 and encodes 1251 amino acids. Gene Ontology annotation, biological process: transmembrane transport; regulation of intracellular pH; bicarbonate transport. The record is from RefSeq and is a predicted model, not a curated record.
GAGGGCGCGGAGUCGGUUUGGGCUCAGCCCCCGGCACGGCGGAGGAGUUGGGGUCGCCCGCCGCCGUCGGGCAGCACGCCGCGCAGCCACGGUCCCGGCUUGCGUCCGCCUCCUCUCUCCUGGGCGAUCUCGGCGGCGCCGCGAUGGAAGAGGAGCGGGCAGGCGAGCAGAUGAGACCGUUGCUCACCACGGGUCAUGAUGAAGAAGCCAUUGUGGAUAUGGGCAAAAUUAGCUCUACUAUCAAUACAAACUUUGAGAAAGAAGAGCUAGAAAGCCACAGAGCUGUGUAUAUUGGAGUUCAUGUCCCCUUUGGAAAGCAAGGGCGUCGACGACAUAGACAUCGUGGGCACAGGCAUCACAGGAGGAAAAAAGAAAGGGAAACUGACAGAGAGGAUGGUCGAGAAUCCCCAUCGUAUGAUACACCAUCACAGCGAGUGCAGUUUAUCUUGGGUACUGAAGAUGAUGAUGAACACAUUCCCCAUGACCUCUUUACUGAAAUGGAUGAACUUUGCUUCAGGGAUGGAGAAGAAUAUGAAUGGAAGGAAACAGCUAGGUGGCUGAAAUUUGAAGAGGAUGUUGAAGAUGGUGGUGAUCGAUGGAGCAAGCCUUACGUAGCAACUCUGUCUCUGCACAGCCUCUUUGAACUGCGAAGCUGUAUUCUUAAUGGAACGGUCAUGUUGGACAUGAGAGCAAGCACACUAGAUGAGAUAGCAGAUAUGGUUUUGGACAACAUGAUUGCCUCAGGGCAGCUGGAUGAAUCCAUACGAGAGAAUGUGAGAGGAGCCCUUCUGAAAAGGCACCACCAUCAGAACGAGAAGAAGUUCAGCAAUCGGAUCCCCUUGGUUCGGUCUUUUGCUGAUAUAGGCAAGAAACAUUCUGACCCUCACUUGCUUGAACGAAAUGGGGAAGGGCUUUCAGCCUCCCGCCACUCUUUACGAACAGGUCUCUCUGCCUCCCACCUUUCCCUGAGAGGAGAAAACCGUUUGUCGCUUCUUCUCAAUUACCUUCUUCCUUCUUCAAGAGCUGGAACCCCAGUAACCUCGAGGCCUACAACCCCCAUAACCACCCCUCAAAACACACCACCCUCCAGUCCUACCUGCAGCCACCUGCCAACCACAAGUGCCCAGCCAAGCACACUUCAGGGCAAGGAAUUGCUAGUGUCACCUGCCAGUGAUGAUAUUCCUUCAGUAAUAAUCCACCCACCUGAGGAGGACUUAGAAGUUCAGGAAAGCCAAGAAAAGAAGACAGAGGAAAAUGUUGACAAAACACCAGGGUUAUUAGCAUCUCCACAGUCAGCACCUGGAAAUCUAGACACGGGGAAGAGUGGAGAUGUUAAAGGUACUGGGGCAGGAGGAAGCAGAGAAAACAGCACGGUAGAUUUUAGUAAGGUUGAUAUGAACUUCAUGAGGAAAAUUCCUUCAGGAGCAGAAGCAUCAAAUGUGCUAGUGGGAGAAGUAGACUUUUUAGAAAGACCUAUUAUUGCUUUUGUGAGGCUCUCCCCUGCUGUGCUUCUCUCAGGUCUUACAGAGGUUCCAGUUCCUACACGGUUUUUGUUUUUAUUGUUGGGACCAGCAGGAAAAGCUCCACAGUACCAUGAAAUUGGAAGAUCAAUAGCAACACUUAUGACUGAUGAUGUUUUCCAUGAUGUUGCCUACAAAGCAAAAGACAGAAACGAUUUGUUAUCAGGAAUUGAUGAAUUCUUAGACCAAGUGACAGUGCUGCCUCCAGGAGAGUGGGAUCCAUCUAUACGAAUUGAGCCGCCGAAAAGCGUUCCUUCCCAGGAGAAAAGGAAAGCACCAAAAUUUCCAAAUGGAUCUACUCCUACAGGAGAGCCUCUCAAAGAAGAAGGCCAUCAUGCUGGACCUGAACUUGAGAGAACUGGAAGGCUUUUUGGUGGUUUGAUACUUGACAUCCAAAGGAAAGCACCUUUUUUCUUGAGUGACUUCAAGGAUGCAUUAAGCCUGCAGUGCCUGGCCUCGAUUCUUUUCCUAUACUGUGCCUGUAUGUCUCCUGUAAUCACUUUUGGAGGGCUCCUGGGAGAAGCUACACAAGGCAGAAUAAGUGCAAUAGAAUCUCUCUUUGGAGCCUCAUUAACUGGGGUUGCCUAUUCUCUUUUUGCUGGGCAACCUCUUACUAUUUUGGGGAGCACCGGACCAGUUCUAGUAUUUGAAAAGAUAUUAUUUAAGUUUUGCAGGGAUUAUGAUCUUUCAUACCUCUCUCUGCGCACUAGCAUUGGUCUGUGGACUGCAUUUUUAUGCAUAGUGCUGGUAGCCACAGACGCCAGCAGCCUUGUGUGUUACAUCACUCGAUUUACUGAGGAAGCUUUUGCAGCUCUUAUAUGCAUCAUAUUUAUUUAUGAGGCAUUGGAGAAGCUUUUUCAUUUGGGAGAAGUGUAUGCCUUCAAUAUGCACAAUGACUUGGAUAAACUGACUUUGUAUUCAUGUGUGUGUUCUGAGCCUGAGAAACCCAGCAAUGAAACUCUGCAAGUGUGGAAGAGUAAAAAUAAGUCUGUGGACAAUAUAGCUUGGAGUAACCUCACAGUUUCUGAAUGUUUAGAAUUUCAUGGUGUGUUUCGUGGAUCAGCUUGUGGCCAUCAUGGACCAUAUAUUCCAGAUGUUCUCUUCUGGUCUGUCAUAUUAUUCUUUACAACAUUUUUCCUCUCCUCUUUCUUUAAGCAAUUCAAGACCAAACGUUAUUUCCCAACUAAGGUGCGUUCUACCAUCAGUGACUUUGCAGUGUUUCUGACCAUAGUCAUCAUGGUUUUAAUUGACUAUCUGGUGGGAGUACCUUCUCCUAAACUUCAUGUUCCAGAGAAAUUUGAACCCACCCGAAAAGACAGAGGAUGGUUCAUAGAUCCUCUUGGAACCAAUCCUUGGUGGACACUUCUGGUAGCUGCUAUCCCUGCUUUACUCUGUACCAUUCUCAUUUUCAUGGAUCAACAAAUAACAGCUGUUAUUAUAAACAGGAAAGAGCACAAGCUGAAGAAAGGCUGUGGUUAUCAUCUUGACCUACUCAUGGUUGGUGUCAUGUUGGGAAUAUGUUCUAUCAUGGGGUUACCGUGGUUCGUUGCUGCAACUGUCCUGUCUAUAAGUCAUGUUAACAGCCUUAAGGUUGAAUCUGAAUGCUCAGCCCCAGGAGAGCAGCCAAAGUUCCUGGGAAUUCGGGAGCAGCGAGUGACAGGAUUGAUGAUUUUUGUCCUGAUGGGGCUGUCAGUGUUCAUGACCUCUGUGUUAAAGUUUAUUCCAAUGCCAGUUUUGUAUGGUGUCUUUCUUUACAUGGGAGUAUCUUCAUUAAAAGGCAUUCAGUUUUUUGACCGUAUAAAGCUGUUUGGAAUGCCUGCCAAGCAUCAGCCUGACCUGAUUUAUCUCCGUUACGUGCCGCUCUGGAAGGUUCACAUCUUCACAGUCGUUCAGCUCACUUGUCUAGUUCUGCUCUGGGUGAUUAAAGCAUCUGCAGCUGCUGUUGUCUUCCCUAUGAUGGUUCUAGCAUUAGCGUUCAUCCGAAAGCUCAUGGAUUUGUGUUUCACCAAAAGAGAGCUUAGCUGGCUUGAUGAUCUGAUGCCAGAAAGUAAAAAGAAGAAAGAAGAUGACAAAAAGAAAAAGGAGAAAGCAGAAGCAGAGAGAAUACUUCGAGCAGGGGACAAUGAAAGUAUUCAUCUUGCCUAUGAAGAAGCCAACUUGGAUUUUCCUGUAAAACCCCUAAAAUACAGUGUUGAUCCCUCAGUUGUAAACAUAUCAGAUGAAAUGGCCAAAACUGCACAGUGGAAGGCUCUUGCCAUGAGUACUGAGAAUGCCAAAGUAACCAGAGCUAACCUGAGCCCUGAAAAACCAGACAGUGUGACAAUAACUGUGGAACCUUCACCUGUGGUGAAAUAUGUGGAUGCUGAGACCUCUUUAUAGGACCGAAGCGAGGGGAGCGGAGUAGGUUUGCGUGCGUAUGUAGACCGCUAGGGUAUGAUGCUGUCCCGUGGAAGUGUGAUUCCCACCCUGUGUCUGAUCCUGUCUUUGCUUAGAGCACCCUAGAGAUGUUUGCAGAACGAGGCUGGCAUUUUAUCACCUACAAGUGGCAAUCACACUUCAGCUAUUUAUUUUAUUGGACCUUUUGAAAUAGGAAGAUUGUCCUGAAUGCAUCUUUUCAGUACCCAAUACCUGCACCCAGGUUGCAUCUGCUUUUACUGAGGAUUACUGCUCUGCAUUGCUUACAGUUUUUAUACCUCUGUUUUAUAAUGUAUGCUACAAAAGUGUUUUUUCUAUGCAGGCAGUUGCUGCUGCUUGCUUUUUUGUGUGUGUGUGUCUGCAGGGUAUACUACUUUUUAGUGAUUUCAUAGAACAAAUAUUAAUGUGCUGUUGACAAGAACUACUGUUUUACAUCUCAACUACGUGCUAGUGUUUUCUGCAGUCUAUAUUGUUUUCCAGAGUGGCAUAAAGCCCCCAAUCAGGUGGUUAGCUGAUCUUUAAAAUGAUCCCUUCCUGCUGCAUUGCUCAUUUGUUUUGUUUUAAUUCAUUACUGUCCGAUAGUAGUAUGAAUGCAGGAAUUGUAGUUCCUGUCCCAAAUCAGUAUUUGCCAUGCUGGACACUCCAUGUUUACACAGUUAUCAAUUGGAUUUACAGGCAGCAGUUCAGUGUGUAGGUGGUUGCACAUCCUUACCACGCUCUCUUUUUUCCCCCCAGCAAUCCUCAGAAUCCCCAAAGCUGAGUCUGACAUACUUAGCCUCACAACACAAUCUUUAGGUUAUUUCCCAUGCUCAUCAAAAUGUGUUUGUUUGGGGGUUUUUUUAUGCUUAAUUUUUAAACUUACUGUGUAUUUGAUUAACUUAGCUGUAGUUUCAGCAUGUAGGAGCUUUCUGAUCAGUGGUAUUAUGCUUGUGGCAUUCAUGUGUACAGUUCUGACCUACAUUGUAAAGGGCAUAUGUGAUAGCACCCCAACUUAUUUUUAAACAUUUUAUUUAUUUUAGUAUAAAAUUUUAUUGUAUAAGUUGAAUUGAAAAAGUAAAUAUUAAAGUAGAUAGGAUUUGGGGCGGGGGGGAGGGGAGGGAAAACUGACAAAGGUACAGUCAGUACGGUUCUUGUACUUCUGUUUUCAAGUUCUAGUGUUUAGUAUUAUCCUGUUUGAAAUACUGAGAGUUUUAUGUAUAAAGAUGAUUUUGAUCACUUGCCUGCAGUUUCUAUUAUAAACCAGUUUUGCCUUACAGCUUAGUUUUUUUUGGCUUUAAUUUCUGCCGUGAUCUCUUUACCUACCGAGCUGCCACUAGCCCUUUCUGAAGGCAUUACAAUGGCUUUCAUUAGAAUCUGGGCUCAUUUAAAAUUGGAAGGUGCUGUUUGCUUCAUUCUGCUUUUGGCAAAUUGAGGAGCUUUACCAUAACCAGCAGGCUGAAGUUCUUAAGGCUGAUUCUAGAGGAAGGCAGAGUUAAUCUGAAAAAUACCCCUUGAGGUGGAAUUUUGGUGCUCUUCUGCCAGUUGUCACUUGGAGAGAAGAGAAUUGGCUGUUUCAAAAAGCCAUCAGUGGGAAUGAAUAGAAACAUUUCCAAGUAGCAUUUAAGUCCCACUGUCUGUUCUCAUUAAGUGUAAUGGAAGCUGACAGUUUAAUUGAAAGCAAGUCAUAGUGUACAGCAACAUGAAUAAUGGUAUCCAAACUCACAGCAGAAGUUCAGGUCAGUGGCAAGAAGGUGAGGUCUGUAUUACCAGUUAAACCAGUGCUGUGGGAUAACCUAUAUAGAUGUUCCUUUUGUCUUAGUAGCCUAGCUUGUGCCUUAGCUUGUGUAUGUGCUCUUUGGGAGCUUGUGUAUGUGCCCUCCAGCAGUCAGACUGAGAUACAGUGAAGCUAUAGCAAAUGGUUCCCCAAAACCAUCUGCAAACUUUGCACAUCCUGUCAGUUACUGACUACUAAGUAGCUCUUGCUGAAUCAACAGAGGGAGGAUAGUUGGGGCAGUUUACACAACACAGGUUACUGGGAUUCUAGUUCAAAAGUACUUUUGUAUUCAUGUUCACAGUCCUGCAGCAACUUCCAAAGACACAAAUCACUGGAGGGCUCUUUUUAAACUCCUCAGUACUGGAAGUCAGGCACACCUUGUAUCUGGCUUCUCCUUCUGAAAGGUUAAGUUCUGUUCAGUAUUACAGGAAGUGGAUGUUAAGUUGAAACAGAACCAAAGUCCCCCCAAGUCUAGUCACAGUAUUUCAUUGUAGCUGUGUAGAAGUUGUCACUGAUAGCAGAAAUACCAAGUCUUUCAGAGUAGUUUACAGUGACCUUUAGUCCAUUGCUCUUAGUCAGUGGCAUGAUAAUGCUUGCACUUUUUUCCCCCAUAUGAAGAGCAGAAGAUCUGCUAUUAAGUGUGUGAGCCCCUUAAGUGAUUGGCUGCUCAUUUUACACCUGCUUCAAAAUCAUGCCUAGAAUUAAAGUCAAACAACAAAGGAUGUCCUUUACUAUCUAUAGGUAUACAUUUUGCCUUAAUAGAUGCAGAAGAGCAGUGAUAAGUGCGUGCAGUCUCUGCUUGAUUUGGGUUUAGUGGCAGGCUGUGGUCUGUUUUCCACAGGGGUUAAGCCCUGUAAAGACUACACCAACACAUUCCCGUUCCAACAUCUGGAGGAAAAUAAAACUGCCCUGCACUUCUUUUUGAUGUCUUGCUUUCUUGGGAUGGAACUUAGUGCCACCUUGUGCCUGCCUGCAGAGCCACCUCAGGAAGUCCCUCUUUUUAUUUCUUCUAACUUAUUUAUGAAUCUGAAUGUUUACACAGAGUGUAGGGCUUCAUUUUGACCGCUCCAUUUGAAUUGCCAUCACGUCAAAACGUAACCUUCACGUUUCACUUCUACUCUGCAAACCUCAGUGUUCUCAGUGACAUGUUUUGCGUUCAGUUUGCCUAUGCCCCCAGUUCAUUCCUUCCCAGAUCAAUUUUGCAGCCGUGAUGCAUCUGUUUGUGCUUACUCAGUGAAACGUUCCCAAUUGCCAAGUUUGUCACCGUGAGGCUUUGGAGUAGAGUUUGAUGCCCUGCGCGGGGGUGUUUCAAGCAAACAUCUUGGUCAUUUUUUUUCCCUGUGUUUAGUGCAGUUUCUCCUGUAAGUUACAAUUCACUCCACCUGCAGUUCAGUAGGUUCCCAACUUGUGCCCUGAGCAUGGAUGGGCUGGACAGGCUGUGAGAUCUACCUGCAGCAAAGGAGCGCCUGUGUGGCGCUAAAGGAUUGUCACGUACGUGUGUUGCGCACGCCGCAAGAGGAAUGGUUGGCGGUUUUCAGGGUAGGCUGUCAGAUGAACACCACUGUGAUUUUAGUUCCCUCUUAGCCUUACAAUUAGCAAUGCUUUUAUUAUUCAUCUAGGUCAAACAAAUCAAGUAGAGUUGAAAUGUGUGAAUUUCAACUGAUUCUACCAACAGUCAUUUGUUUCCAGCAGACUUUAACAACUAGAGGCACGCAGCUUUUGAGUCCACGCAGGAGUAGUGCUACUAAAGCAAGCAAAUUGCUUUAGUCGUUUGAAAUCCACUUCAUUUUGUUACCUUUUUAGCAAGACCUUGUAAGAUGGGUGUAGUUGGCCUUGAAGUUAAUCUCGAGAUGCACUUUGGUAUUGAGUUUGGUUGACAUUUCCUUGGAACAAUGAAUGAAGUAGUUUGAAAAUCAGCACCUUUCCUAGGUUACUUCAGUAGCAAGACUCAUUUACGUGUUCUUUCUCAGUUCUUGGUGAUGCAAAGGUGUCUUCCAGGCUUCAGCACCUGUAGCUGAGCCACCCUUUUGGUUUUCAUACCGUUUCAACUAUGAUUACGGAGCGUCCUGCUCAGAUUUGAUGACUGCUUUUCUAAUUGCAGUAAUGUUUUCUUACAAAAUCUGAAGCAAAUGGGAACAUCAACCCAAGUGCAGACUCAACAUCCAGUUUAUACAGAAAACACAACUCUCGGACUUGUCUUUUCACGUGAAAGAUGCAGCCCUUGUUGGUUUAAUCACUGCUAGAACGAAGUUCUCUUUUGUAACGUUUCAGAAAGUUGGUAAAAGCAAUAAAAAUCUCCUGAACUACC